This is a messenger RNA of Mercurialis annua (annual mercury), 1801 nucleotides long. RefSeq names its product UDP-glycosyltransferase TURAN. Gene Ontology annotation, cellular component: endoplasmic reticulum. NCBI's taxonomy places the organism in Eukaryota, Viridiplantae, Streptophyta, Magnoliopsida, Malpighiales, Euphorbiaceae. The transcript is spliced from 16 exons. Gene Ontology annotation, molecular function: mannosyltransferase activity. The coding region runs from base 114 to 1529 and encodes 471 amino acids. The record is from RefSeq and is a predicted model, not a curated record.
AAGAAUUAAUUAAGUGAAUCAGACCUAAUUAAUCAAAAGACGCAAAAUCACAGACACUGAGAAUUUGGGGAUUGCAAACCUAAAGCCGAUCAAGAUCAAGAUCAAAAUCGAAGAUGAAAAGAGGACGAGCAUGCGUGGUAGUACUGGGAGACAUCGGACGGAGCCCUCGUAUGCAGUAUCACUCUCUUUCCCUUGCUCUUCAGGCAUCAUUAGAAGUGGACAUUGUUGCUUAUGGAGGUUCCGAGCCGCAUAUGGCAGUGCUACAGAAUCAGUCCAUUCAUAUCCAUAAGAUGAAACAAUGGCCAGUACUUCCCCAAGGCCUCCCUAAGUUGCUUAAGGCUAUGGUUCUUUUGCUCAAGCCGUUAUUUCAGUUUUUCGUGCUGCUUUGGCAUCUCUGUGUCACUAUCCCUGCUCCAGAUGUUUUCAUUGUGCAGAAUCCACCUUCUGUUCCGACCUUGGUGGCUGUAAAAUGGGCGAGCUGGCUGAGGAAUGCUGCAUUUAUUGUUGAUUGGCAUAACUUUGGAUAUACUUUACUGGCAUUAUCCCUAGGAAGAAACAGUCCGUUUGUAACAGUAUAUCGUUGGCUUGAGAGGCGUUAUGGCAGGAUGGCCAAUGGUUCACUGUGCGUCACAAAGGCAAUGCAACAUGAAUUGGCUCAAAAUUGGGGAAUAAAAGCUACAGUUCUGUAUGAUCAGCCUCCCGAGUUUUUUAGUCCUACUUCACUAGAGGAAAAGCAUAAGUUGUUCUGCAGAUUAAAUAAGUACAUCAAUCAGCCUCACAAUAUUCGUGACUGUGCCAGCUACGGAAUGGGGAGCCACAAUGUAAAUGAAACUCUGUUUACCACCAUGGUUGAUGGUGAUAUCCUCUUAAAGGAAAACAGGCCAGCUCUUGUCGUUAGCAGUACAAGCUGGACAGCAGAUGAGGAUUUUGGCAUCCUCCUCGAAGCUGCAGUGAUGUAUGAUAGACGUGUUGCAGCAAUAUUAAAUGAAAAUGACUCAGCUCUUGACGAGGUCCUCUGGAAGGACAUAAAUGAAGGGAAACAGUACCUAUAUCCUAGGUUAUUAUUUGUCAUUACAGGUAAGGGGCCUGAAAAGGAAAAAUAUGAAGAAAAAAUUAGGCGGUUGCACCUCAAGCGUGUGACGUUUCGUACCAUGUGGUUGUCAGCUGAGGAUUAUCCAUUGCUUCUAGGCUCUGCAGACAUUGGUGUGUGCUUGCAUACUUCUUCAUCUGGGUUAGACCUUCCCAUGAAAGUUGUAGAUAUGUUUGGUUGUGGAUUGCCUGUUUGUGCUGUUGCCUACUCUUGUAUCAAGGAGUUAGUUGAAGUAGAGAAAAAUGGCCUCCUCUUUUCAUCACCUUCAGAACUGGCUGAUGAACUUUUGAUGUUGUUCAAGGGUUAUCCAGAUGAAUGCAAUACAUUGAAGUUGCUAAGAAAUGGUGCUUUGGAAAAGAGUUCUACAAGGUGGGCUAGCGAAUGGGAAGAGCAUGCAAAGCCAAAAAUAACUGAGGUUAUUUCCAAGAAUGCAAAUUAAUUGCUGGUCUCGGACUUGUCGCAGACUAAUUCCAAUAAGUUUACGGAGACCGGAAAAGCUUUAGUAGCUGCGAGUCUUAUGGCCUGUAUACUUUGCAUUGCUCUGCUGCUAGGCAUCUUUGGAUCAAAGUGUUCUCUAUUUGAAGGAUGUGGGGUUUUUGUUUUGCACCUACAAAUUAUUUGAUUAAAUUUUUGUAUCUAGUCUAACCUUUUGUUUUUGUGACUAGAUUUUGUACUUUGUAGUAAUAACAAUGAAAUGUAUAUUCGUUUUUA